AUGCUUCAGUCUAUCAUUAAUCCCCCGGCUAUGAUCAGGUCAUUGCACAUGCCUCCUAGGAUUCCCCAAAAUCUCUUUUGGGAGCACACUCGUGAGCCCUACAAGACUUUUCCGCAUCACAGUGGCCCCGAACACGAACGCCUCUUAAAAGAAGAACUCCUCGACUAUACCCCUUAUCGAAACUGGAAAAUUCGACAUGGCUUUCAGGACGCUAUAAUGGUUCGUGACUAUAAAAGACGCAUGGUUGCCGCCCAUUUUGCGCCGUUACGCGUUCGUCUCAACGCCAUUCGGAAGAAUACGAUUCUUCCUAAAGAUAUUCGCGACACGGCUUCUGUACAGAUCCACUCACUACCACGCGACAGCUGUUUCACGCGUAUAAUGACGCGUUGCGUUGUCACAUCCCGCAGGCGGGGCUGUAAGACUCGUUGGCGUGUCAGCCGAAUCAUCUUCCGCAAUUAUGCGGACUACAACCGCAUGUCGGGGGCCAUCUGGGCAGUGUGGUCGCACGAUACGGAGUGCACACGUCGACACAUGGUAUGGCCACCGCCGGCUGGCACCUCUACCACAGACUACAUUGAAAAGUAUCACAAAAACCUCAGCGACUAA
This is a messenger RNA of Dibothriocephalus latus, 606 nucleotides long. Lineage: Eukaryota; Metazoa; Platyhelminthes; Cestoda; Diphyllobothriidea; Diphyllobothriidae. The record is from the annotation of a GenBank genome assembly.